Microthlaspi erraticum is the source of this 849-nucleotide messenger RNA. The record is from the annotation of a GenBank genome assembly. NCBI's taxonomy places the organism in Eukaryota, Viridiplantae, Streptophyta, Magnoliopsida, Brassicales, Brassicaceae.
AUGAUGUCUCGCACCACCACAGUGAUGUCUUCCUCUGAUGGUAAUUGUGGUCACUGGAUCGUUCGUCACAGAAUCUGCCUCACCUGUAAAAAGAAGGUAAGUCAUCUCGAAGAAGACCGAGCAUUCAACUAUCUGUUCUCCGGUUUAUGUCUGACCAACGAAGCUAUGCCUUUUACAAAGCGUCUCGUAACCCUAAUCACGAUUUACGACCACAAGAAGCUUCACUUGGUACUUGACUUGGACCACACGCUAAUCAACUCCGUUUCGGUUUCUAAUCUUUCCCAAGCAGAGAAGUAUCUAAUUGACGAAGAGAGAUCAGGUAAAUGGGAAAACCUAGGGAAAUACGAAGACAGAUUAAUAAAGUCUCGACCUUUCCUUCAAGAGUUCCUUGAAGAAGCCAGCAAGCUCUUCAACAUGCAUGUUUACACAAAAGGCAGUUCGGGUUACGCUCAAGCUGUUGUGAAGAUGAUUGAUCCAAACAAAACUUAUUUCGGGGGUCGAGUGAUAAGCAGAAGAGAGAGUCCUUACAACAAAACACUUGAUCUUGUCUUAGCUGAUGAGCGUGGAACCGUGAUAGUGGAUGAUACGGUUGAGGUUUGGCCUCAUCACCAGAAAAACUUGUUGCAGAUUAGAAGAUACCUGUAUUUCAAACACGAUUGUAUAAACAAAAAGUCGUACGCAGAGAGGAGGAGGGACGAGAGUAGAAGCAGCAAAGGAGGAUUGGCCAAUGUCUUGAAAUUCCUAAAGUUAGUUCACAAUGGAUUUUUUAGCUGUGGAGUUGGAGAAGAUUUGGAGUCAAAGGACGUUAGGUCGUUGAUCAAUGGUCCUUUCAAACUAUAUGGAUGUUGA